This is a messenger RNA of Parathielavia appendiculata, 1965 nucleotides long. RefSeq lists its product as uncharacterized. NCBI's taxonomy places the organism in Eukaryota, Fungi, Ascomycota, Sordariomycetes, Sordariales, Chaetomiaceae. The transcript is spliced from 6 exons. Bases 162 to 1496 code for a protein of 444 amino acids. The record is from RefSeq and is a predicted model, not a curated record.
CGUUUUUGGCGUCCAAUCAAGGUCUCGCCCAGGGCCCAGAACGCCGCAACCUCCCGUAGCGCUUCGACCCCGAGCUGAACACUAGGUUACGGAGACCGUUGGAGAGUCUCCCAGUCCUCCAGCAAUUGUGUCUGGUUUCUCCCAGAAUACAAACUUCAAUCAUGGCAGAUACAUGCAAGGACCGCAGCAUCAUCAGCAACGCCACCGCCCUUGCUCUCGCCCCAACGGACAAGCGGGACCGGGAGAAUCGCAUGUUCGAAGAUUCGCUUAAGAAAAUAACCGCCCUCAGGGGUUACAAUGCUAUCUUUGGGGUCGAAUACACCGACGGCCAUGCGAUCGUCCGGGUGGCGCUUGCAGGGAGCGUCGCCUUUGGAGACGAGAAGGUCCGGAAUGAGGUGGCAACCAUGCGGUACGUCGAGAAGAUGACUUCGGUUCCAGUGCCGCACAUCUACCAUUGGGGCACCGCUGCGGAGAACCCUUUUGGGCUCGUCGAGAACAGCCAUCGGCAGUAUUUGGACCCCAACGCUUCCCGGGAAAAGCUCGAACGAAUAUCCUUCAUCGUCGGCAGCCGCCCACUCACCAAAAAUAUGAACGACCUCGUAACCAUGGGCGGAAUCCCACCCUCCAUCCUCCCUCCGGAAGACGCCACGUAUUCGACCUCGGACGAGUGGUAUGCUGUCCUCGCCGACCUCCACGUCGCCCACUUGGCCUUCCAGCACAACAACGCAAUCGACUCGGCUGACGAUUGCCGCGACAAACUCGUCGCCCAACACCUCUUCCGGCAGCAGAUCCGCCAAGGGAAGCUCCUGGCGGCGCAGACACCCCGGGAAUCAUCCGCAAAAAAUGAACAGGUGAGGCGGAAGCAGCGGGAGAAGGAGACAUUCCGUCUCCAAAUCGACGAUUUCCGGCCGCACAACAUCCUUAUCAACGCCGACCUCAACGUCGUAGGCGUCAUCGACUGGGAGUGGGCCUACUUCGUCCCAGCCUCCUUCUCCCAGGCUCCGCCGUGGUGGUUGCUGCUUACAGCGCCCGAAUUCUGGCGCGGUACCUUCCUGGACUUCUGGGACCAGUUCGUGGGCGCGCUUGAAAUUUUCCUCAGGGCACUACGCGCCAUAGAGGACGCCGCGCCGCGAGAAAAUGAGGAGGAGGAGGAGGAGGAGGAGGAGGAGGAGGAGAAGGACGCCGCUGACACUGUUCGAUUGCCGGACCCCAUGAGACGGAGCUGGGAGACGGGGGAUUUCUGGGCCAUCCCUGCGGCUCGUCGGUGCUAUGGGUUUGAGCCCGUGUUUUGGGAGUUCCUAGAUGAGCGCUUCUUUGGAGAGAAUGUCGCCGGCGAUUAUGAAGGGAGAAUGCACGUACUGUCAGAGAAAGUGAAGAGGCGGAUGGAGCUGUUCGUCGAGCGGAAAGUGGAGGAGAGCAAGGAGGAAAAGAUCGUAGAUUGGGACCCGGACGAGGCCAAGUCCUAUCUGGCCGAGAUCCUCACUGAUCUCAGCUAGAUAAAGUAGAGGAUGAGGCAAAUGCCAAACAGCAUGCUAUUUACCGACCUUGAGGAGUCACGGCCGAGCCACGGCUUAUAGCUGCGGCCUAUGGGACUUAUUAUGGCUUUGAGGUAUGGGUUGCUUGUGAACAGAAUUGUGAACUCGGGUGCGGUGUAUGGAUGAGCAGGACGUGGCUGAUCAAGGUUGAGACGCUGAGUGUGCGGGAAAGGUGAACGGCUAUGUUUCCAGGUUGGGUUACAUGAAGUUGAGAAGUUCAGUCAAGUGCUGCCGGCCGUGAGGCUCGUAAGAGUGGCGCGGAGGAUAGACGAUCAGAAGUCGAGCCUAAAUUGGGCGAGGAGCUGGAGUGGUUGCCGCUGCAGAUGAAGAUCCGAAAGUGCUCAUGCGGCAACGAGCUUCCCUGGCGCAUGGGCAGACCAACCUUUCUUGAGCUUUUCGAACGGCGCGACAGAGGCAAUACUGAGAAAUG